Molecule: messenger RNA, 4135 nt
Organism: Puntigrus tetrazona (Sumatra barb)
Lineage: Eukaryota; Metazoa; Chordata; Actinopteri; Cypriniformes; Cyprinidae
Exons: 6
Coding region: 353-1348 (331 amino acids)
Biological process (GO): negative regulation of Notch signaling pathway; positive regulation of neuron differentiation
Cellular component (GO): nucleus
Molecular function (GO): DNA binding; transcription corepressor activity
Source: RefSeq, a predicted model, not a curated record
UUGCAUUCUUACAGGCUAAUCCCCGCUAGCAAACACACACCAUGCCUUUGACAGGUUAUGGUGUCCUUUUUCUUCAAACUGUUACAGAUUUAAGACUCGCCAGUCACUGCUAAAACUUUUAGGAUGCCUUCCCCAUACGUUUUACUCGUUUUCAAGACGCACUCGUGAUGUUGACACGCCAGAGUGUCUUUAACUUUAAUCGAAAUGCCACGAGCGUGAAAGUCAUCAGGCUGUCACGGAUCUGCGCGUGGCCAUGACCGGCAUGAUAAAGAACCGGACGGCUUUUCGGCGAGGAAAACGGCUAAUGGGCGAGAGAUGAGGAGAAAAACAAUAGCAAAGCGCAUCCUGUACAAUGGAUACGAGGAAACCCUCGAAGAAACCGGCGCGAGGGCGAAGCACGUCCUCGGUGUAUGUCAGCGUCAAGCUUUUGUCGCGAACGUGUCAUUGUUUUGCACUCCCUUGGUUUAAUUAUGUGACUGUCUUUCAGCAACAGCCGGCGAAGAGGAGAAAAUGGAGAGAACUACGUGGAGAGGACAUCUCGUCUCGCAAUGCUGACUAUAUUAAGUUCAAAACAAAGGCUUUUGAGGUUGACAAGCCCUUUGGAGAUGCGACAAGGGGUGCAGAUUUUACUAUGGAGGUGCUCGGAAGCCUCCAAUCACGUCCAAGGGCGGAGCUUAUCGCCAUGGUGUUGAGUAUGCAGAGGGAGAUGGACGGCCUCCGAGAGCAAAUCAGAAGCCUCACAGCUUGUGGGAAGUUGGCUCAGACGCUUGAAGAGCUGAUCGAGAAGAGUGAUAGAUGGCUGUGCGGCACCCACGAUGCUGCAACUCCCAGCAUUCCAAGGGAGCUGGAGAGAAGCAGGCCACCCAGUCACAUUACUCCUCCAAGGGUGCCUAGCGCAAGAACAGCUGAAUAUGCAAGUUCAGAGCAGCAGGGGUGUGGUCAGUAUGAGGUCACACAAACAAUGCCUCAACGGAAUGGAACGCUUCCCGAACAAAAAGUUAUUACUGCUGAUCUGCUGGAGCGCUGCAACACAGGGACCACGGCUCAGAAACUCACCAAUGACCUUCUGCGCAGCCUCUACGACAGAGACUGUCUGGCCUCUCACUCAAUCUCAGGCAUCGUCAACAGCAAGCGAGGGAUGCCUAAGCCAGCUCUUCCGGCGCAUGAGAUCCAGGCCAUUCUGAGGACAGUGCAGCGGUUCUUCCCCGGAAAGACUGAUUCGGAAAUAAAGGGCUACAUACGACAGAAGCUUCAGAAUGAGGCCAAGAGGCUUCGGAAAAGGCCACACCCAGCUGAUGAUCCAGUGGUGGGCUCAUUCGAGAAGGAGAGAGCAUCGUUUGAGUGCUGACUUUCAUUGGACGUCCCCAGUGAACAUAUUUAGUUAAAGAAUUUAAACUACACGAACCUAAAACUUUAAAGUAACCUUAAAGGGAUAGUUCAGAAGAAGUUAUGGUGAGUAAAUUAUGACUCAUUUUUGAGUAAGGCUGCACGGUUCAUCAAAAUAAAACCAAAGCCGGUUUAGUGCGAUUAUCAAAAAGAGAAAGCUGAAGUUGAAUUUAAUAAGCAGUUUCAGUUUCAGAGCGAAGCGCAGCGCUGAGUUCAUUUACACAGGAGCAACUCUAGAUCCAGUGUUUUCAGCAACUCAGUUUGCUUUAAUGCCCUUAUAAACAGACUGUUGUCUGCAAGAUAAUCUCUUAAAGGCUUCCUGCAGUUUUCUAACAAAAUUAAACCUGGAUGGCUUAACAUUAAAAAAAAAAAAAUGCAGCAGCAAAAAAUAUUAGUAUUCAAAUUUUACAGUUGUACUAUAAUAUAGAAAAUGUUCUUAAAUACAGUUUAAAAACAAAAAAAUUAUUUUGCAUUUAAAUAGUUAUUAUUUUAGUAUUUUAUGUAAAAAUACUAAUAGUUAUUAUUAUUAUUAGAAUUAAAUUUUGGGCCAAAUUGUGCUGCCCAACCAACAAGCGCAGCAAACCUGGAGCCUUUUUUAAAUUAAUUUUAUUAUUAUUAUUAUAAUUAUUAUUUUUUAAAUGCAAUAAAUGCCCCCCACACACAAAUCGUGCAGCCCUGUUUUUGAGUGAACUAUCCUUUUAAGUUCGUAUUUGCAAGGUUUUUUCCAAGCUGUAGAGCACAUGACAAACUAUGUGUGUGUAUGAUUUUUAUCAUGUUGAUUACACAAAACUGUGACUUCUUAUUGAUUUGAAAUUGCAAAACGAACCCCGGAAGUCACAGUCAGGAGUAGAUGGAAAACAGUAGCUUCGACGUACCUCCAGCAUCACUGCCAGACGUUAUCACACACUGUUUGUCGUGCGCUAAAACUUCGAAACCAAGUAGACUAAAGCUGUGAACACAGUGGCAGAUGGUUAAGCAUCGCUCUCCUGUAAAAUGACAUGGAUGUCACUUGGUAGGGGGGUUACAUCGUGAUUGAUGUAGUUCAGACUUGUGGUAUUUUAGUUGAUCACAUGUUGAAAGUGUGCCCCCGCGUGUAAUGUGAAUAGAUUUCGUGUGUGAUGUGAAAUACGCACGUGCCUCUUAUAUUGGACUCCUCACUGUGGCCUUAUCAGUCAGAAAACGCAGCAGUACAGUUCUCAUUUCCAAACCACUGUGAUUAAAUCCAUUAAAAAGGACUUGUCUGUCUUGAACGCGUGGCGUCUUUUUUUUUGUCUUGAUUUCAGAUUCUGUUCGCAGGAGCUUAUUGAAUCGGCUGCACGAAAACGCGCACGUUUUUUACCUUUCCAGACAGAAGCACGCGGGCUCCUGGAGGCCAACGGCUGUGUGAGUAAAUUAACCCCGCACUCACCAGCUGUAUCACCGCACCCACCCCUUUCUGGGGAAAAAAACACAUCACCGAACACAUGGCACAAAGGACGGCGUGGGAACUGCAUAUGGUACAUAAUCAAUAGGCCUUAUCGCGCACACACAACCCGAACCGCAGACACACCUCAGUCGGGCUAGACCAUUAUCAGUGAUACAUGACCCUAAUCCAUUUAUGUGUCAAUGAUACAACAGAUUGGGGUUGGAGAAAACAGCGGCGUCGCGCUGGGGACCGUAUCUUCCGCGAUCCAGCCGUUAUACAGACUCUGCCUGUAAUUCCACUCAUCAGAUCUGCUAACAGCAAAUCAAUGGGCUUCUUUUGUUUCUGCAGGUUCAGACAUCCUCAUUGUGUCGCGUUAUCGGGUGUGUGUGUGUGUGUGUGUGUGCGUAAACCGCUUCGCGUUCGCCACCGAGAUGGAGGCCUCCCCCAGAAUGUUUUCUUUUAUCUAAUGCGAGGACGUGAACGUUGCGAGGAAGCGAAUAUUUCAAACGGCGCUGCGGCGCGGCCAUUUGAUCUCUGAAGGCUCCGCUUGAUUUACGAAUACGAGAAGCGCUUCAGCUGCACUGGCCAAUAUUUUCGCUGGGCAGUCGAAGACGACUUCAAAGUUGAAAGUCGGAGCGUUAAGCGCUCCUCCGGGCUCGCAUCCUUCUCUGAAGGGGCCAACGCAAACACGCCUCGGCCCUCGGCGGGGCUCUCGCUGAACCUGGGUAAAAGCAGCAGGGAGGACAACCGAAAUUAAACGUUUGCAGAACGCAGGAGAAACGCCUCCUCCUGUUGGCCCAUGCGUUUCCCGCAGAGCUGUAAUAUGUCAUCUGGGCAGCCACUUCGGUGGAGGACAUAUCCCACAAUGCCAUGCAAGGCAGGGUGCCACGGUACCCGUUGCGGCUCACUAACACGCCUCCACGUGCCAUCUUAACUUUUCAUUUGUCUUCUUCUACCUGUCAAAGGGAAGAAACAAUUGUUCGGAGGGAACGACGUUUCCCGACGGAAUCCUGAUCUAUCAGUUCUGUACUUCUGUGCCGUUAAAUGACAUUGCACUUUCAUUCUGUGCUCCACAAGCAGAAACAGGCUAAUUCAAUCAUCUUAAUCCCAGUCAUAAAAUAUAUUGUUCUUUCAGGGAUUAGACUCUGCAGUUAAGGACUACAAGGACUUUACACGCUCUAAUUUUGUAUCUUUUGUCUGUAUAGUACAACUGCAAACCACAAUUUUUCUUUGUUUUGUUUUGUGUGGAUCUUUUGUAUGUAAAAUGUGGAAGUGCAGCCUGAUGAUUUUUUUAUUUUUAUCACUGUUUUGUAGGUUUCUUUGCUUUUGUUUGGAUCUUUUUUC